AUGAGUUUUGACUCAAAUUCAUUUCAUGAGAUCAAAGUUGAGACACAUUCAGCAAGUGCUAAAUUUAUUGUUCCUAAGCGGUAUACAAGUUUGAAAUAUUUAAGUGCAGGUGCUCAAGGUGUCGUGGUAAAAGCAUAUGAUACUGUCGAAAAGGAGCAAGUUGCUAUUAAAAAAAUCAUUCAUCCUUUUCUGACAACAACCUGCGCCAGACGGACAUAUCGUGAAUUCAUGUUAUUGACUACUAUGAAACAUCCCAAUAUAAUUACGCUGAAGGAUGCAUUCACCCCACAAGAUUCAUUAGUAGAUUUUGAUGAUAUUUAUGUGGUGAUGGAGCUGAUGAAUUACAAUUUAACACAAAUUAUCAAGCAAAUCAAACUGGAUAAUAAAAACCUCUCAUACUUUACUUAUCAAAUGAUCGUUGCAAUAAAAUAUAUGCAUCGAAGUGGAAUCAUACAUCGUGACUUAAAACCUAGUAAUAUAGUAGUGAAUGACAAGUGUGUAUUGAAAAUUCUUGAUUUUGGUUUGGCAAGGAAAAUUGAAACGGGUGAACGAAUGACAGUUUACGUAGUCACAAGAUAUUAUCGAGCUCCAGAAGUGAUACUUGGUCUUCCAUAUGAUGAGAAAGUUGAUGUUUGGGCAAUCGGUUGCAUAUUAGCCGAAAUGAUCAAUAGAAAGAUCUUAUUUCCUGGCACUGAUCGACUUGAUCAGUGGAAUAAAAUUGUUCAAGUUCUGGGUACACCAACCAAAGAAUUUGUCAGCAAAUUAGAGCAUCAUACAAGAAAUUUUGUGAAGAGAGAUCACAUCAAUCCAAUUCCAUUUGAGGAAAUCUUUCCAGAUGAUAGCUUUAUUGGAAGUUAUGAUGCAGCGCCACAACUAUGUGGAGUCAUGGCUCGUGAUUUAUUAUUCAAAAUGCUGCAAAUAGAUCCUGAAAAAAGAAUAAGUAUAGAUGAAGCAGUACGUCAUCCUUACGUCAAUCUUUGGUUCACAGAUGCAGAAUGGAACUUACCAAUUCCCGAAAAUAGAUAUGACUCAAAUAAUGAUGUGAUUGAAAGAUCUAUUCCUUCUUGGAAAGAGCUGUUAUUCAAAGAGGUGAAGCUGUACGAAAAAGAACACGCAUCUGUUUUAAAAAGCUAA
Molecule: messenger RNA, 1134 nt
Organism: Thelazia callipaeda (thelaziosis nematode)
Lineage: Eukaryota; Metazoa; Nematoda; Chromadorea; Rhabditida; Thelaziidae
Source: the annotation of a GenBank genome assembly